This is a messenger RNA of Anopheles darlingi, 2429 nucleotides long. It is a transcript of the gene Pink1, whose product is annotated as serine/threonine-protein kinase Pink1, mitochondrial. The coding region runs from base 320 to 2332 and encodes 670 amino acids. The transcript has 6 exons. NCBI's taxonomy places the organism in Eukaryota, Metazoa, Arthropoda, Insecta, Diptera, Culicidae. The record is from RefSeq and is a predicted model, not a curated record. Gene Ontology annotation, molecular function: protein serine/threonine kinase activity; ATP binding. Gene Ontology annotation, cellular component: mitochondrion. Gene Ontology annotation, biological process: regulation of apoptotic process; positive regulation of mitochondrial fission; autophagy of mitochondrion.
UUCCGUCUCGAAAUUUUUGCUCCGUUCUCAAGUGGAUUUUCCAACCCAUUACCGUGUCCGGGACUGCAAUAGAACCACUCCAAAAGUACUGUGCCCUGUUGGGCUCCCAUCACAUAACGUUAUUUGAGACACAUAACGAUCGUUCGAGUAUUUUUUACUGAGAUAACGUAACGAAUAAAGUACGUCGCCAUUUUCACUCGCACAGUGACCGGGUGAAAGGGUGUUCGGGUGUGUGGGAGGUGCGCAGUCCCGUAAGAACAAGAACAAGAAGCGACAGCAGAGGAAACACGAGUUGCAUCCGUGGGGAGGUUAAUGCAAAAUGUCCUUUCGGCUGCUGACUACACGGUUGUACAAACAUGGUCGCCUACUGGUGCAAGGCUAUCUUAAGCGGAACAUCCACACCAACAACGCUUGGACGGGCCCGGGCGACGGCGUCAAAGUGAACACAUUCAACGAAACGCUCAGGAAUGAUCUGCGGAUCAACGAGUUCCGGAGCAACAGCUUCCUGCGGUUCGGUAACCAGGCGCGCCGGCUGUUCAUCGAUAAUGUGCUGAAUCGCGUCACCAACCCGUACUCGGUCGAUCUGCGCCUGCAAGCGACAAAAAAGCUGCUGUACGGCGAUUCAACACCCUUCUUUGCACUCGUUGGCGUCAGCCUGGCAUCUGGCGAUGGAGUACUUACAAAAAACGACGAGCUGGAGGGUGUCUGCUGGGAAAUUAGACACGCCAUGUCCAAGUUCCAGCAGAGGGUUGGUGAGAAGGAUAUUGAAUCUCGCUUGGAUGAAGAGUUCGGUAUCGACCAGCUGAACAUUGGGCCACCAAUCGCGAAAGGGUGUUGCGCCGUUGUUUAUGCUGCUUCACUGAAGGAACCAGCGGUGAAUGACGAACAACCACCAAGCGAUCUCUCCGCUAGCACAGACGCAUCAUCGCUAGGACAUGCAUCCGUUACCUCUGUGGACACUGAGGAAUGGAACGAUACUCUGCCUGUCUUUCUACCACCAGAACGUAGCCCCGGUUUGGCACUGCAACAGAUGGCCAAUGAAGCCAUUACUGCGAGUGCAAAAAAAGUAUCCACCAGUGAACGUAAAGUCCGCUUCAAUAGUGAGACGCGUGCUAGAACUAUUUCGGAGAGCUUUUACAAUGAGUUUACGGAUGAGAAGCCCCUCUCUACGGAAGGAACGGAUGGGUGCGGCAAUGUAGAGUACCCAUUAGCGUUGAAGAUGAUGUUUAACUACGAUAUCCAGAGUAACGCCAUGGCCAUCAUUAAGGCAAUGUACCGUGAAACGGUACCGGCAAAACGUAGAACCGUCGAUACGGCUUGGGAGCAAAGUUUGGUCGAAAAGACAAACUUCCUGCCGCCACACCCGAAUGUGGUGGAAAUGUAUGGAGUGUUUUGUGACCAGGUUCCCGAUCUGUCCAUGUCAACUACGCUCUACCCGAUGGCCUUACCACAGCGUCUCCAUCCCGACGGUCACGGUCGUAACAUGAGUCUCUUCCUGCUAAUGAAGCGGUACGAUGGGAACUUGAAAGAUCUUCUGUUCCAGCAUCAUGACGCGCUGGAUAUGCGCACACGCAUUCUGCUCUUUGCGCAACUACUGGAAGCCGUGGCGCAUCUGAACCGACACGGUGUAGCUCACCGUGAUCUAAAAUCGGACAACAUCCUAAUCGAGCAACGACCCAAUAUGCCACCAACUCUAGUGCUGUCGGAUUUCGGUUGCUGCAUUGCGGACAAAGAGCACGGGCUGCGGAUCCCGUACACGUCGGACGAGAUCGAUAAGGGAGGUAACGUGGCGCUGAUGGCACCGGAAAUCUUCAAUCAAACGGCGAGCACCUUCGCUCAGCUAAACUACAGCAAAGCGGAUCUGUGGGCGUGCGGUGCCAUUGCGUACGAAAUCUUUGGCCAUAACAACCCCUUCUACUCGGGUGAGCAAUCGGCACUGAAGAACUCGAGCUAUAAGGAGGAUAUGUUGCCGGCUCUAAACCCCGAGGUACCCAAGCUGAUCCAGCUGCUAGUAAUGAAUAUUUUGCAGAAGAAUCCCAAAAAGCGUUUGAGUCCGGAUGUGGCAGCAAAUGUGAUGCAACUGUUUCUGUGGUCACCCUCGAAAUGGCUCCGAGAUGGCCAUUCCCCGUCCAGCAAUGAAAUUUUGCAGUGGCUACUCAGCCUCACGACCAAGAUCCUGUGCGAGGGUCCUCUGCGCAUUAUCCCGGAUGAUAGCAGGGGCCGGCGUACUUACACCGAGUAUCUACUGAUUGGUAGUUUUCUGGCUCGCGCCCGCCUUGAGCGAAUCCGUCGUGCGCUGGACUGGAUACACACGGUUAACAUUUCUGCGUAAGGCAGUGUAAGUUGAUUGGUUCCUCGUGAGAUGUGAUAUUCGAUUGAGAGGCAAGGAAGGAGAGUGCGGGUUUGAAGAAAUAAAGAGUUAUUUAUCU